AUGGCUGUGGAGUUUAUCUUCCCUACGGUCGUAUGGUGGAUCAUGUCACAGGAAUCGAUGGCAGAUAAUUGUCCAUCCAAUCUUUGGUUUCCUUACAUUCGAAAGCAUGGCUUUUACGAUCCCAUUAUUGCGGGUAGCAUCGACGGCACCGACGAAGCCCCACACGACCGAGCCAUAGUUCGGGCUCUGUCGGCCAAUUACAAGCCAAAUUAUCAAGCUGUUCUCGAUGUCGACCCCAAGGCUACUCUGUUUCUGGGUAGACUACCGUAUGCAGCUGAUACAAAUGUAAUUCGUGAGGCGUUGCGGAAACUGCUGAAUACACGUCGGUCAAAUCAGCUCACUGAUCGCUCGGGCCAUCGUUCCGUCGACGAUCGUCAUUCAUCCAGUCGGCGUCGGAGUUCCCGACGCAGUCGAUCACCAUUCGCCAACCCGCCAAAAACUGGGCAUAACGAACAAGAUGAUCACUUGAAUCCGGGCGAUGAAUUGUGGCCGAAAAUUAGACUGGUUCGGAAUAUCGUGACGGGUUUUCCGCGUGGCUAUGGCUUCGCCUACUUUCGAUCGGCUGAUGAGGCCACUCACGUGUUGCAAUGUUGGUUGCACCAAGCACGUUCUUACACAGACAAAAGAAAUCCAAAUAUCGGAGGUUUGGAUAUGCCGGGAGGUGAAAAGGCGAGUGAUCUUGUAGACAGGCGAACUAUUUCGUCGGCUGAUUUUUUUGUCAACUGUUAUUCACUGGAAGGUUACAUCAGUUUAUUUUGCCAACCCUUUGAAGUACGACGUGGGUCCAUGUGA
Molecule: messenger RNA, 792 nt
Organism: Echinostoma caproni
Lineage: Eukaryota; Metazoa; Platyhelminthes; Trematoda; Plagiorchiida; Echinostomatidae
Source: the annotation of a GenBank genome assembly